Molecule: messenger RNA, 2675 nt
Organism: Cataglyphis hispanica
Lineage: Eukaryota; Metazoa; Arthropoda; Insecta; Hymenoptera; Formicidae
Gene: Sec23
Product: protein transport protein Sec23A
Exons: 12
Coding region: 192-2519 (775 amino acids)
Biological process (GO): COPII-coated vesicle budding; intracellular protein transport; COPII-coated vesicle cargo loading
Cellular component (GO): COPII vesicle coat; endoplasmic reticulum exit site
Molecular function (GO): zinc ion binding; GTPase activator activity
Source: RefSeq, a predicted model, not a curated record
UCCAAGUAGUCGCAAGUGACGUGGCCUGAGAAGUGUAUGUAAAAAGGGAAAUUAUUAUUUUUUAAUAUAGGAAUGUUUUAUAUAACUUUCUUAUUAAUAAUAUGUCUUAAAGUGAAAUGUUGAUAAUAAAAUUAUAUUGGUGAACAGUGCUACUUAACUUAUGCUAUUUUCUUGUGUAAAGAUAAUUCAUUAUGACGACAUAUGAAGAUUUUAUUCAACAAAAUGAAGAUCGCGACGGUGUGCGUUUCACAUGGAAUGUUUGGCCCUCAUCGCGUAUCGAUGCUACUAGACUAGUUGUACCAUUGGGUACCUUGUAUCAACCAAUUAAAGAACGAGCCGAUCUUCCACCGAUUCAAUAUGAUCCAGUUUUAUGUACAAGAUCUACUUGCAGAGCUAUUUUAAAUCCAUUAUGUCAAGUAGAUUAUCGUGCAAAACUAUGGGUCUGCAAUUUCUGCUUUCAGAGAAAUCCUUUUCCACCACAAUAUGCUGCAAUUUCGGAACAGCAUCAGCCAGCAGAACUUAUUCCAAUGUUUUCGACAAUUGAAUAUACAAUAAUGCGAGCCCAAUGUUUACCACCAAUAUUUCUACUUGUUGUGGAUACAUGUCUGGAUGAUGAAGAACUAGGAGCACUUAAAGAUUCAUUACAAAUGUCAUUAUCUUUGCUUCCACCCAACGCUCUUAUUGGUCUUAUCACAUUUGGCAGAAUGGUUCAAGUUCAUGAAUUAGGAUGUGAUGGUUGUAGUAAAAGUUAUGUAUUUCGAGGCACAAAGGAUCUUCAACCCAAACAAGUUCAAGAUAUGUUAGGUAUAGGUAGGCCAAUUCCAGGACAAAAUCUAAAUCAACCAAGAGGAUCUGGCGCACAACCAUUAUCACCUGCUAAUCGCUUUUUGCAGCCAGUACACAAGUGUGAUAUGAGUUUGACGGAUCUUUUAGGAGAGUUGCAACGGGAUCCAUGGCCUGUUGGACCAGGAAAACGUCCAUUGCGAUCUACAGGUGUGGCAUUGGCAGUUGCCACAGGGCUCUUAGAAGCUAGUUAUGCAAAUACUGGUGCUAGGAUUAUGCUCUUUGUUGGUGGACCAUGUUCUCAAGGACCUGGUCAAGUUGUAACUGAUGAUUUACGACAACCAAUUAGAUCACAUCACGAUAUUCAAAAGGAUAAUGCUAAGCAUAUGAAAAAGGCAACUAAACAUUAUGAUGCACUUGCAUCACGCGCUGCAACUAAUGGUCACAUAAUAGAUAUUUAUUCCUGUGCUCUUGAUCAAACUGGUUUAUUAGAAAUGCGACAAUGUUGCAAUUCUACUGGUGGUCAUAUGGUGAUGGGGGAUUCAUUUAAUUCUUCUUUAUUUAAACAAACUUUUCAACGAGUAUUUGCUAAGGAUGCAAAGGGUGACUUGAAAAUGGCAUUUAAUGCCACUUUAGAAGUAAAAACAUCUCGGGAAAUUAAAGUUUCUGGAGCAAUUGGACCUUGCGUAUCAUUGGGGGUGAAAGGAUCUAGCAUUGGAGAACAAGAAGUAGGUUUAGGUGGUACUUGUCAAUGGAAAUUUUGUUCAUUGACACCAUCUACAACAACAGCACUAUUCUUUGAAGUUGUAAAUCAGCAUACAGCCCCAAUUCCGCAAGGUGGAAGAGGCUGUAUUCAAUUUAUUACCCAAUAUCAACAUAGUAAUGGACAAAGGAGAAUUAGAGUUACUACUAUUGCAAGAAAUUGGGCAGAUGCAUCAUCAUCUUUACAUCAUGUAAGCGCUGGAUUUGAUCAAGAAGCAGCAGCUGUUCUUAUGUCACGUUUAGCUGUAUUUAGAGCAGAAAGUGAUGAUAGUCCAGAUGUUUUAAGAUGGGUCGACCGCAUGCUGAUUAGACUUUGUCAAAAAUUCGGAGAAUAUGCAAAAGAUGAUCCAAAUAGCUUUAGAUUGGCAGAAAACUUUUCCUUAUAUCCACAAUUUAUGUAUCAUUUGCGCAGAUCGCAAUUCUUACAAGUAUUCAAUAAUUCGCCAGAUGAAACUAGUUUUUAUAGACAUAUGCUUAUGCGUGAAGAUUUAACAAAUUCUUUAAUUAUGGUCCAACCAAUUUUAUACAGUUAUGGAUUUAAUGGUCCUCCAGAACCAGUAUUAUUAGAUACUUCAUCUAUUCAACCUGAGAGAAUUUUAUUAAUGGAUACAUUUUUUCAAAUACUUAUAUUUCAUGGAGAGACUAUUGCGCAAUGGCGACAAUUGAAAUAUCAAGAUCUGCCAGAAUAUGAAAAUUUCCGACAAUUAUUAGCAGCGCCUGUUGAUGAUGCAGCUGAAAUCUUAGCUGGUAGAUUUCCCGCACCUCGGUAUAUUGAUACAGAGCAAGGUGGUUCUCAAGCUAGAUUUUUAUUGAGUAAGGUCAACCCAAGUCAGACUCACAACAAUAUGUAUGCUUAUGGCGCGGGGAUGCCGAUACCUAACGGGGAGAGCGGCGCGCCUGUUUUGACGGAUGAUGUUAGCUUACAAGUAUUCAUGGAACAUUUGAAGAAAUUAGCUGUAUCAUCUACAGCAUAAAUCAAUAUACAUAUUAUAAAUAUUAUAAGAUUUAUAUAUAUAUAUAUAUAUAUAUAUAUAUAUAUAUAUAUAUUUGUAGUAAACAUUCAUUUAUAUUAUCGAUAAUUUAUAUAUUAAGAAGGAAUAAAUUAAUAAAAAUUAUUAUGGAAAAAUAAA